AUGGCGGCGGCUGCUGCCGGCACCGUCCCCGGGAGGAGAGCGCUCUGCGCCCGGGAGCCGAGCCGGAGGACCCGGGACCUGUCCCGCCGGAGACAGGCCGCCCUUCUGUUCCUCAGCAACAUCUCCCUGGACGGCCGGCCGGUCCUCAGUCUCCCGCUGGAGGACGCGGGCAGCCGCCAGGGAGAGCCCGAGCUGGAGGCAGCAGAGUCCGGCUGUGCUGCCGGGCUGUGUCCGGAGCCUGGGACCGGGACCGGGACCAACUACCGACCGUUCCCCGGCUUGUUACUGUCCGUGAGCUGUGGCAGCGUCGCCCCGACCCCGAGGACCGGACUCCCCGUCCUGCCCAUCCUCGUGCUGCCGUCCGACCCCGCGCUGAACGAGGUGGGGACCGGGGAGCUGCUGCUGGACUGCCGCCGGGGCUCCGUCCCUUCCCCGGGGAACAGCCACCUGCUCCCCCCGUCCCCGUCCAACGUCAGCCUGCUGCCAUCGCCGCUGGGACCGCGGAAGUCCUCCACCCUGCUGUCGGUCCAGAGCUGCAACUCGGUGUCCUCGGAGCCGAGACAGAGGACUCGUAACCUCUCUGGUGGUUCUCCCAGACCUCGACACACAAAGAAGACGCACUUCAUCAAGAACAUGAAGCAGUACGACACCAGAGGCAGCAGGAUCGUGCUGAUCUGUGCUAAGAGGUCUCUGUGUGCUGCCUUCUCUGUGCUGCCCUACGGAGAGAGCUUCUACCUCAGUGACCCGACAUUAAACCACCCGAGGAGGAGACACUCGUCUGGAAACAUCUCCAACACCCUGGAGAUGCUGCCGGGCCUCGAGGGCUUCCAGCUGGAGACGUACGGCCGGUCGGUGUCCUACGCCCAGUUCCUUCACUCCACCAACGCUCUGGUGAGGCAGCAGCCGUGGUCGACCUGUGACCUCACGCUGCAGAUCCCCGUGAGCAGGAGCACACACAGCGUGACGGGCCGGGGUCACCCCCCCAGCCGGCUGAACAGCUCCGUGGGCCUGGACCUGGGUCUGGACGAGGUCACUGACUACGACCCUAACCUCCUCAGCGACCACCAGUGGCCUUGUGGGAAACACAAGCGGGUGCUGAUCUUUGCCUCCUACAUGACCACAGUUAUUGAGUAUGUGAAGCCCUCGGACCUGAAGAAGGACAUGAACGAGACCUUCAAGGAGAAGUUCCCUCACAUUAAACUCACUCUCAGUAAAAUACGCAGUCUGAAGAGGGAGAUGCGAGUCGUGGGGGAGGACUGUGGCCUGCAGCCCGUCACCAUCUCCAUGGCCUUCGUCUACUUUGAGAAGCUGGUGCUGCAGGGUCGACUCAACAAGCAGAACAGGAAGCUGGUGUCAGCUGCCUGCAUCCUAUUGGCUGCUAAGAUCAGCAGUGACCUGAAGAAACAGGAAGUCAAACACCUCAUAGAUAAGCUGGAGGAGCGCUUCAGGAUCAGCAGGAGGGAGCUGAUCUUCUUUGAGUUCACCAUCCUGGUGGCCCUGGAGAUGGCGCUGUACCUCCCUGAGAGCAAGGUGCUGCCUCAUUACCGCCGCCUGGUGCAGCAGCAGUCGUAGCAGUGCCAGGCUCAUGAGCACUGCAGCACACCGGUCCCUCCCUUUUCCACACUGUCACAGACGGAUCCUCACGAUGCCUGGCUCAAAGGCACUGAGGAAGCCCUCUCUGCUCACGACGAGGACACUGCAGUGGGACAGCAGGUCAUGUGAUGCCUGGCUCAUGGGUCAGGAGAGCAGCAUCAAUUCCCGCCUCCUUCAAACACCAAAGUGAUGACACACUGUGAGCGUGAACUUCACCACACGUGGGUUCAUGGUUUCUCCUUUAUUUGAGUUUCAGGUUCAGAACCAACUUCAGCCAGGAAGCUCCACAUGAGUAAAACUGAAACUGUUUAGUUCAGCUCGUUAAUCUUAACUUCAGAUUAUCCUCAGAACACUUUUAUCAAAGAGGCAUGAAGUCACUUCACAGUGAAUAACCAGAGCGACUGUGACAAACAGCUCUGAUCAAAUCAGAUUUAAUGUGACUCACACAUGUGGCUGUAACAUUUUAUGCAAAAUAUCUUUUCACUUCGUCACUGGAGCAGAGAAACAUCUAGUUAAGAUCUAAGUGUGUUGCACUAAUUCAUCUUUACAUCAAACUGAAUCUCUCUUCUUCUCUGCUGAGACUCGUUCCUCUCGUACCUUCGGCUCUGAGCAGAUUUUUUUCACUGUACAGGAUGUAAUUUAUAAAAUACAGAGAUAGUAUCAGUGGAUACAGAAGAAGACAGUGGAUUAAUUUAAGAAUAUUCUUUGAUAAUAAACUAAAUAUUUUUGUAUUUUAUGCUUCAGGUUGGAAACGGUCUGAAGAUAUUGACUUGGUCAUUAUCUUCAGACGCUUCCAGACUAAAAAUUCAUAUUGAAGAAAACAUCGGAUCAAUGAUAAAAACACAUGGUUUUUGAUUUUGUGCCACGGAUUUAAAACAUGGCUUUAAAACUGUUAAAUACAAAUAACAAUGGAAUAUUACGAAGUUUCCAUCAGUGAAUCAGAACGUAACAGUUCAGGUAGAAAUACAAGAAAAUCUGUUCUGCUGCGUAUUGGUUCUGUUUCCACGAUGAACAUCUCACCUGGUUCCUCCUGUUACACCAGUGAACUGUGAACUUUGCACCUGCAUCAUUAUUAAUAUUGUGCAUUUUCUUUUUAAAGUUGGAGGAGACGGUUUCUGUUGUUUUUGCACUUUGACCUUUUUGCUUCACGAUCCUAUAUUUUAUCACAAAGUAACGAGCGUAAUAAUAUUUUUCUAUAUUUUAAGUAUCUUAUUGUACUAUUGUAUAUUGACGAGUCACUGAAAUAUAUUUAUUACUUAUGAUCCUUGAGGUGAUAAUCGUGAUUCUUCCUCAGAGGUUUGUUCUCUUGUGAUUAAGAGACGUUCUCUCUCCAGAGUUUAGACUCUAGUUCUGCUACGUGACCCAAACGUUCCCAGAAGCUUGAAGCUCGAGUCUGGUUCAUGUCUCGUUAUUUUCAAAUAUAUAUAAUAUAAAAGUAAUUCUCCUUCUGCCUGGAGCGAUCAUCGGCCUUCACGUCAGGAAAGAGACGUUCAGCCAAGUUCAUCUUUAAUGUUCAGCUUUAAUUCACACAUGCACCAAAUCACACACACUCAUAAAUGUCAGUCUAAUUGUUUUCAUCAUGAAUUAUUCUCUGAGAUCAUCAACCUUGUUUGGGUCGUUCUGAUGAAGAGUAUCUUCAUCUUCACCUGAAGAACCUCACCAGGCUGGAGCUUCAGUUGGUUUUAAAUCCACAGUUUAAUGGAAAAAGGAAAAAGGAUUCUGGGUAUUUUGAUAAAAAGAAAGUAGAACCAGCACAUGAUGUUCCAAAGUGUCUUCUCUACAUUAGAGUGAUAUUGAUUCUAUGCAGCUUUGAUCGUGAUCAGCUGAUCAUCGUCCUCCUGUGUUUUACCUUUAAUGUGCCACAGACUCCUUUGAUCUAAAUAUCAUGUUUCUUCUUUUGUACCAACUCAUAUUUUCACUGAGGCUGUAAAGGGAAAAAUGUGCCAGUUUGUCUUUCAUUAAUAUUAUUAUGUUAUUCAUAGUGUGUUUACUUUAUAAGUUAGAUUGAUUUUUGUAUGGUGUUUUUUUAUUAAAUGAGUGGAUGCAGUUGUUUUAAUAACAUGUGACCCUGAUCAAUAUAAAACAAACGUGAAUAUGGUCAAAUGAAUUUUAUUUUCUCCUGCUCACACAGUGACUGUCACACUGCACUAAGUAUAUUUAUAUAAAUGUUUUGUAACAGAUAAAGACCAUAAACUGUUUAAAAUGUCCAUGUUCAAUCAAUGUCAAAUUUAUUUUCAAUAAAAAUAUGUAAUUUA
Molecule: messenger RNA, 3848 nt
Organism: Pleuronectes platessa (European plaice)
Lineage: Eukaryota; Metazoa; Chordata; Actinopteri; Pleuronectiformes; Pleuronectidae
Gene: cables2b
Product: Cdk5 and Abl enzyme substrate 2b
Exons: 10
Coding region: 1-1572 (523 amino acids)
Biological process (GO): regulation of cell cycle
Source: RefSeq, a predicted model, not a curated record